AUGUCUGAUAACUACGGCAGCUAUCAAACGGAAAUUUAUGGCAAGGGCGCGCUGAUGGGCAUUUUGCCCGGCGUGACUACAGACCCCCGCCAGCUAGAAGAACAAGCUCGAGAGUCUCUCGGCAUCUGCUCGUUCAACUAUGUCGCCGGCGGAGCGGGCGAGAAAGCCACCAUGGACAGCAAUCGACUGGCCUUCCGGCAGUGGAAACUGAUUCCGCGCAUGAUGCGAAACACACCCGCGCAAGACGUCUCCGUCGAGCUCUUCGGCCAGAAAUACGAUAACCCCCUUAUCAUGGCCCCGGUCGGCGUGCAGGGCAUCUUCCACGAAGACAAAGAAACCGGCCUGGCCGAAGUAUGCGGUGAGGUCGGCGUUCCGUAUACAAUGAGCACGGCAAGCACGAGCUCAAUCGAGGACGUCGCGGCUGCCAACAAGGACGGCAAGCGCUGGUAUCAGCUCUACUGGCCGCGGGACAACAGUGUCACACUUUCGUUGCUGAAGCGCGCAAGAGAAAACGGGUUCUCGGUUCUCGUUGUUACGCUGGAUACGUGGUCGCUUGCUUGGCGGCCGGCGGACCUGGAUAAUGCUUAUGUACCUUUUAUCAAGGGGGUGGGAAAUCAGGUUGGGUUUAGUGAUCCUGUGUUCCGGGCGAAGUUUGAGAAAGAGACUGGAUCAAGUGUGGAGGACGAUGUGCUUGGUGCUUCGAGGGCAUGGAUCGGAGAUAUUUUUGCUGGGGCGCCGCAUUCAUGGGAAGAUUUGGCGUUUUUGAGGGAGAAUUGGGAGGGGCCAAUUGUUUUGAAGGGCAUUCAGCAUGUGGAGGAUGCGAGGUUGGCACUGAAAGCUGGCUGUGAUGGCAUUGUGGUGUCUAAUCAUGGUGGCCGACAAGUAGAUGGUGCGAUUGGUUCGUUGGAUGUGCUUCCGGAGAUCGUCGAUACAGUCGGAGACAAAAUGACAGUUCUUUUUGACUCUGGGGUUCGGACGGGCUCAGAUGUGAUCAAGGCAUUGUGUCUGGGAGCCAAGGCGGUCCUGGUUGGUCGGCCGGUAAUUUACGGGCUGAGUAUUCAGGGCCGAGAAGGGGCCAGACAAGUGCUCAAGGGACUUUUAGCGGAUUUGUGGCAAAACAUGGGCCUAUCGGGAAUCCGGACAGUUGAAGAUUGCAACCGAAGUCAGAUUCGCAAAGUGCAGUACGGAGGAGACGUGAAGGCAAUGAUGUAG
This is a messenger RNA of Penicillium soppii, 1212 nucleotides long. Its product is annotated as lactate 2-monooxygenase. Gene Ontology annotation, molecular function: FMN binding; oxidoreductase activity. NCBI's taxonomy places the organism in Eukaryota, Fungi, Ascomycota, Eurotiomycetes, Eurotiales, Aspergillaceae. The coding region runs from base 1 to 1212 and encodes 403 amino acids. The record is from RefSeq and is a predicted model, not a curated record. The transcript has 4 exons.